AUGUACACAUACACAGAGAAUUUUCAUCUAUCCCAAAACGGCCCUCGUCGCGCCUUUCUUCCUCACGCCGAAGCUUCUGCCUUGCCCGUCUCGACGUCCAUGCACGUAAUUACUUCCGCAUCCGGCCAGUUUGUAAACACAGAUCCCUCACCUACUCAUAAAUUCUAUUCUAGCAAGAAUCAGAAACUACAACGUGUGUACGACGCUCUUCUCAACAUGUCGUUUUUCCGCUCGCCUAGGUCGCCUCGCAAGGCAGACUACGAGGUGGCAGAUAUCUCCCACUCAUUGGAGAACAUCUCUUUCUCAUCGAAUAUGAUGGAUGUCGAUUCUUCCUAUACCAAUGCUCACACACCACGCAAACCGCAGAACGAUAAAGAAAACAUCACUCCCGGAAACUCGCCAACAAAGCUGAUUGUGCACAAAUCUCCGUUGAGGCGCAAAUCGCUAGGCGCCAACACACAUGCACAGAACAUGAAACUUCACAACCACAUCUCGGAGCUUCAACCACCAAAUGCAUACCUCGGACCCGAUUUCCGGACCAAGGCCAACUCUGCAAAGACGAAGCGUCUCACAUCCGUGGCUCAGCUCUACUUCUUGGACUACUAUUGCGACAUGUUCGACUAUGUCAUUCUGAGACAGGAAAGGUGCAGAAUGGUCGAAGAUCGUCUCAGCAACGACCCGCAAUACGCGGCCAAUCCGCGCCGCCAACAAAUGGAGUGGAAGAAUUACGUCGGCCGUGAAAGAGCGUUUUUGCGUAAACGCAGACUAAAACCCAAACACAAGGACUUCGAGAUGAUCACCCAAGUUGGUCAGGGUGGAUAUGGCCAGGUAUUUCUUGCCCGCAAGAAAGACACCCGUGAGGUCUGUGCUCUCAAAAUCUUGAACAAGUCUCUUUUGCUCAAGCUAGAUGAGACAAGACACGUUUUGACCGAAAGAGACAUUCUUACCAACACUCGACUGGAAUGGUUGGUCAAAUUAUUAUACGCGUUCCAAGACGCAGAGAAGGUAUACUUGGCAAUGGAGUUUGUCCCCGGUGGUGACUUCAGAACGCUUCUUAACAACACUGGAUACUUGAUUCCUCCUCAUGCUCGGUUCUACAUCGCUGAGAUGUUUGCAGCGGUCAACUCGCUUCACGACUUGGGUUUCACACACCGUGAUUUGAAACCAGAAAACUUUUUGAUCGACUCAAAGGGCCACAUCAAGCUCACGGACUUUGGGCUUGCGGCUGGUACCGUUUCCAAAGAUAGAAUCGAGUCCAUGCGGUUGAAAUUGGCCAAUUUGCAGGAUAUAGAGGACUAUCAGGUGCCUUCAAAGUUAAUGUCUGAGCGUCAAAAACUCUUCAAGCAAUCCCAGGGUCACCACAACUUAGCCAACUCCAUUGUUGGAUCGCCCGACUACAUGGCUUUAGAGGUGCUUGAAGGAAAGAGCUAUGACUUUACUAUAGACUAUUGGUCCUUAGGCUGUAUGCUUUUUGAGGCUUUGUGUGGAUAUCCACCUUUCAGUGGAUCUAAACAAGACGAGACAUAUCACAAUCUCAAACACUGGAAGACGGCAUUGCGGAGACCACAGACCAGAGAUGGUAGAUAUGUUUUCAGUGACCGCACAUGGCAACUCAUAAUUCGUCUUAUUGCCUCCUCGUCGACCAGAUUGCGCAACUUCAAGCAGGUUCAACAGCAGCCUUAUUUCAGCGACAUUGACAACUGGGACACCUUGCGCACACGUUCGCCUCCUUUCACACCGCAGCUCGACAACGAAGAAGAUGCUGGCUAUUUUGACGACUUCGAGGACGAGCAAAGUAUGAUGAAAUACAAGGAUGUCUUUGCCAGACAAGAGCAAAAUGAAUCGCUUCUAGGCGGCGCUGGCGGGCUAGACCGGAAGGGGGCCAGCAAUUUCAUCGGCUUCACAUUCAAACAUAAGUCUGAUCCCAACAACAAAUUUCAAAACGGGGAGAUCAAUCUUUUGGGUGGUGCAGCCGGAGGAUUUGGCAGGAGACCACAAGGACCCACCAGAAGCAACUACUUGGACCCGUUGGCUACUCUUUAUUAA
Molecule: messenger RNA, 2046 nt
Organism: Australozyma saopauloensis
Lineage: Eukaryota; Fungi; Ascomycota; Pichiomycetes; Serinales; Metschnikowiaceae
Gene: DBF2
Product: serine/threonine-protein kinase
Exons: 1
Coding region: 1-2046 (681 amino acids)
Biological process (GO): peptidyl-serine phosphorylation; intracellular signal transduction
Cellular component (GO): spindle pole body
Molecular function (GO): ATP binding; protein serine/threonine kinase activity
Source: RefSeq, a predicted model, not a curated record